Cucurbitaria berberidis CBS 394.84 is the source of this 1198-nucleotide messenger RNA. RefSeq lists its product as uncharacterized. The record is from RefSeq and is a predicted model, not a curated record. Bases 4 to 1173 code for a protein of 389 amino acids. The transcript has a single exon. Lineage: Eukaryota; Fungi; Ascomycota; Dothideomycetes; Pleosporales; Cucurbitariaceae.
CUGAUGCUCGAUCCUCACCCCACCGCGAAUAUGAGUUCCGAUAACAAUAUGACGUCGCUAUCAGCAUACAGUGCGGUUGUCGCUCUAGCACUGCCUUUUGUCGCAAUUGGAUUUGUUGAUCGGGGUUGGAAUCUCCUCAAAAGCGGGACGCGAACUGCGCGGACCACAUUUCGACCAGCGGAAGGGAAGUGCAUCAGAAGAGAAUGGGCAGCCCUCGCCGACGGCCCGUUACAUACCUGCUCCACACCUGGAUCUGCUCAAUGUCAUCAGAAUCCACAUGUCAGGGGCCCGCGAUGUUGGGAACAGGGCUUUGAGCUGGUGUUGAAUAACUGGAAGACCACAUCGGGGUUGACGUUCGAGAAUAAGCCACCAAAACUACCCCUUACUAAGGAGUUCGUUCAGAUUGACUUUAAAAUGCUCAUCGCAUUCAUUCUGAUGACGAAUGAUGUGUCAAUUGACAUCCAAACUGUUGAUCCUGGAUUGUUGGUCUUGCACUCCACAUCGCAACUGCAAAGGGUGCUCACGAAAGACUACGUCGAUCGCCUGUUAGAUUCAAUGCAGGGUUAUCCACCUCUCCUGCGCGACCCAAAAGGCAUCACCGUUCUCAAGCCCGGUGACCAAAAUCGGGGUGGCUGGGUAGCCGCGCUUGGCUUGGACGCGAAUUAUCAUCAGGACAGGACAUUUCUUUGGUUCUAUUACGACUGUGUCACCUACGUUGACAACACAUUUGGUGACAAACGAGGAAGGGUCUUCUGGCGCUCUAUGGACCGGGUUCGAGAGAUUCUCGGGAACAUGUUCGCGAUAGCGUUCGCGGAGGACGUAGGGGCGAAACAGGACAUCGAUUGCGCCAUCAAGGCGCUGGAUUAUAUCCGAAAGAGGGAAACAGAGAGCGGUGUCGAAAACUUCUUCAAGAUUACUAACCCAAGGGCAGCGUUACAGCUAAGCGACCAAACUAAAAUCAUCGCCUUGUUCAAUGGUCAUCCACUCCUCGCUACCAGAGAUGAGCCGCUCUUUCGCACCGAAUGGGCGCCGCUGUUGCACUACGUGCUUGUUGCGGCAGUGAUAGGGUCGAAAAGGUGCAUUGCAUAUUUUAAGAAUCCAAAGCAUGAAAUAGAUUGCUUGUUACCUGUAGACAAGUUUAAAACAGCAACGUUAUACCUAAGAGGAUGCUAGAUUAUAAUAUGAAUUGUCAUUAUGG